UCUGACCGAAUGACCCGAGCAUCUGCUGAUCGAGUCAGUCACGGAUUUGCUUGCCAAGCAUGGUUUCAGCUACCGAGAAUUUGGAGUAAGGAGACGUAAAUUAUCGGCGAAUUCCGAAGGACGGGACAGAGAGAGAGAGGGAGGCCGGAGGUAGACCGAAAGGCAGUGCUCGGGACGUGCGUGGGGCGAAAAUGCUGAGAACUCGGCUUCUCUUCUUCACGCUUGGAUUUGCGACCACCGGCGCCGCAAUUUCCCAUUUUGUUUGGAGAGAUUUGUGGGCCGCCCAUCAUUCUACUUCUUCUCAGGUGAAAGAUAAAUUUGGCUUCCUAGAUUCCAGAGUGUCGAAUCUCGAAGCCAUGCUAUCUCAAACUCCGCAGACGGUGCAGGAUGACGGGUAGGAGAGAAGUGUGUAGACACCAUCCUAUUUUUGUCUUCUAGACGUCUACCUUUGAAUUUCCGAUCUCAGUUGUGUUAUUUCCACAUGAUGUAUUCUGGUUAGUGGUUACCUAUUGCAAGAGUACCUCUUAUCUAUGCCAACAUCUUGCCUCUUCGAGUGUUAGGAUGUGUGACGAUGUGACUUCAAGGCAAGCAGUUACGUACUUCAUAUUAUGGCAUCGUACAUCCUGUGCAAUGCUUCUGGAAAAGCACAUGCCAAGUAUGGGUUAGCAAUCCAUUUGCUUCCUGCUUGCUGUGCACCAUCUAUAAUCUCUUUUUUUUUAAGGUAAUUCUUUUGCAUGUAUCUGAUGACUGGUUAAAACUUUCAUCUGUGGAAUGUUGUACCCCUCAACUUAUGGUAAAGCAACAAGCAGUUUCCUGUUUGAUAA
Nymphaea colorata (pocket water lily) is the source of this 824-nucleotide messenger RNA. RefSeq lists its product as uncharacterized. NCBI's taxonomy places the organism in Eukaryota, Viridiplantae, Streptophyta, Magnoliopsida, Nymphaeales, Nymphaeaceae. The transcript has 3 exons. The record is from RefSeq and is a predicted model, not a curated record. The coding region runs from base 192 to 398 and encodes 68 amino acids.